AUUUAUUUGACAACACUUGUUAUAUAUUUAUAUAUUUAAUGUCAAGAACGUUAUAUCAAGGUAGUUGUCUAAUCUAUUACCGUUACGUGUAGUUCUUGAAUAUAAGGGACAAACUAUUAUCUCUUCUAAAAUAAUCUGUGGUGAACGGAUGAUGUCUGGGGAUUGGAGGCGUGACUUGAGAUAGAGUUAUCAAAUCACGGCAAAGAUUCGUGAGAAAACAUAAACGAAUUUUCAAAUCAUACGACGACAUAAAACUAGUUGUCAGUUUUACGUGCAUCACAUCUGUUAAACUCGAAAUAAGAAUGGAGACAUAUGAAAGUGUUUUACUUGUUAAAUCGGAAGUAUUUGUGUUUAAAAUACCACCAAGGUCAACUAAUAGAGGUUAUCGAGCAGCUGAUUGGAAUCUACAAGAACCUUCAUGGACAGGACGAAUGAGAUUAGUAUCUCAGGGAGAUUCUAUUGCUAUAAAACUGGAAGAUAAAAUUACGGGUGAAUUAUUUGCUAAAUGUCCAAUCGAACAAUAUCCUGGAAUAGCGGUUGAACCAGUCACAGAUUCUUCUAGAUACUUUGUGCUAAGAAUUCAAAAUGACAAUGGACGAUCUGCUUUCAUUGGAGUUGGUUUUUUAGACAGAUCAGAUAGUUUUGAUUUAAAUGUUGCUCUACAGGAUCAUUUUAAGUGGCUUAAAAAUCGUGAUCAGAUAGAGAAAGAGAAAGAAACACCUAAACAAGAAUUGGAUCUUCGAUUUAAGGAAGGAGAAACUAUCAAAAUUAAUAUGAAGAUAACUAAAAAAGAUGGCAGCGAAGUUGUAUCGAAAUCAAAACAACGACCUAAUUUAGGUGUUGGUUUGCCACCUCCACCAGGUGGUGUCAAAAUUGCUCCACCACCUGCUAAAACUCCAACUUCGUCCCCAGCUCAUAAAUCAGCUCCAAAUCCAAAUCAAGGAUCAACGGGUUCAGAAUGGGGUGAGUUUGCUAGUGCAUCUCAACAAUCGUCAGGACCUAGUACAACUGUAGCAAAUGCCAGUUGGGUACAAUUUUAAUUGGGUCAAAAAUAUAUCAUUGAUAGCAUAUGCUAUUUAAUACAUGCACAAAUGUACAAAGUUACAUUUGCAUGUGUUCUUAAAUAUAUCUACGUUGUUAUCUUUUAAGGGAUAGAUUUAACGCAAAUCAAGGAUGCAUCUAUGUAUGAUGUAUAAAUGAAUUCUAUAUGAUUUUGAUAUCAGUACUUAAUUGUAUAAGAUUUUAUUUGCUUUAAUUACAACAUUAACAUCAACCAAACAACAGCAACAAUAAAAUCUUGUUGUUUGUUUUAUUUGAUUUUUUGUUUUAUUUAUACUUUAUACUUUAUCGUUAUUAAACAAAUCAUUACAUAUUUCUCAUCUCAUAGAUGCAUUCUUUGUAGUCCUUGAAAGAGUACAGAUAAUUCACAAUAAAUAUUGUGUCCAAGUCUCUGAUGUUUGUAUAUAAUAU
Messenger RNA from Polistes dominula (European paper wasp), 1470 nucleotides. Its product is annotated as NECAP-like protein CG9132. Gene Ontology annotation, cellular component: clathrin vesicle coat; membrane. Gene Ontology annotation, biological process: endocytosis. Lineage: Eukaryota; Metazoa; Arthropoda; Insecta; Hymenoptera; Vespidae. The record is from RefSeq and is a predicted model, not a curated record.